CAAUCCUUUGCAGUGAUAAGCUAGUGAUAAGCCUUCCGCUCGUUGCGUGGUAUCCGGGGGAACGGAACACCUGCUUUUGUUUAUUCUGUUAUCGAUUCUGUCCUUAUGUAACCGAAAGCUGGUUUGGCGACAGCAGAACUAUCACAUGGUCGGUUUAGGACGAACUCUGCUGUCCCCGUUGAGCAUCAUGAUUCCCGGUAUCUAUAAGCACGCACGCUGUCGGAACAACAUUUACCCGGGCAGUGAUGUACGGCGCUAUCCGGUGCCGGAUGAAGAAGUGUGCUGGUCAGUGCCAUAUCCGGACUACCAACCGUCACUGUACGAAGCACCCGCGCUCAAGGGCAAGGAAUGGGCCGAUCUCCCGGUUGAGCAUCCCAAUUUUACGGCCAAAUGGAACCAGCUGGACGGAUCGGUGAAUCGGGCUAGUUUUAUCGGUGAGUACGAAAUAAACGACGGCUACCCGCUGAAUCCGUUCGGACGAACUGGGCUGCGAGGAAGGGGUCUGCUGGGACGUUGGGGACCGAACCAUGCGGCCGAUCCCGUUGUGACCAGGUGGAAAACGGAUUCGCAAGGUCAACGGGUAGUGCACGAGGUGACAGGUUUGCCGUUGCUUCAAAUGUGUGCCAUCGAGCGGCACGACUGUGGUGAAUGGGCCAUCCCCGGGGGGAUGGUGGAUCCGGGCGAGGUGGUUAGUACCACACUGAAGCGGGAAUUUCUAGAGGAAGCGAUGGCUAGUACCAGUGAAACUGGUGAGGUUGAGAAGUUCUUCGCUACGGGGACGGAAGUUUACAAGGGGUAUGUUGACGAUCCGAGAAAUACGGAUAAUGCUUGGAUGGAAACGGUGGCGGUGAAUUUUCACGAUGAGCUGGGAACGGUUGUGGCUGGGUUUAACCUGCACGCUGGCGACGAUGCAGCCAAGGUGAAAUGGAUGGAUGUCAAUGGGGAAGUUAAGCUCUAUGCUAGCCAUGCUAGCAUCGUUCGGAAGGUGGUUGACAUGCUGGACGGUCACUGGUAAGUGAUUCGCAACUAAUUUAUUUCUUGAUUGUUUAUUGAGUAAAAUAAUAACAUGUAGUACAGU
Sabethes cyaneus is the source of this 1078-nucleotide messenger RNA. RefSeq names its product ADP-ribose pyrophosphatase, mitochondrial. The record is from RefSeq and is a predicted model, not a curated record. The transcript is spliced from 2 exons. NCBI's taxonomy places the organism in Eukaryota, Metazoa, Arthropoda, Insecta, Diptera, Culicidae. Bases 146 to 1015 code for a protein of 289 amino acids. Gene Ontology annotation, molecular function: ADP-ribose diphosphatase activity.